This is a messenger RNA of Hipposideros armiger (great roundleaf bat), 1705 nucleotides long. It is a transcript of the gene SPO11, whose product is annotated as SPO11 initiator of meiotic double strand breaks. Lineage: Eukaryota; Metazoa; Chordata; Mammalia; Chiroptera; Hipposideridae. The transcript is spliced from 13 exons. Gene Ontology annotation, molecular function: DNA topoisomerase type II (double strand cut, ATP-hydrolyzing) activity; ATP binding; DNA binding. Gene Ontology annotation, cellular component: nuclear chromosome. The record is from RefSeq and is a predicted model, not a curated record. Gene Ontology annotation, biological process: reciprocal meiotic recombination; meiotic DNA double-strand break processing; meiotic DNA double-strand break formation. Bases 1 to 1188 code for a protein of 395 amino acids.
AUGGCGUUUGUGCCCAUGGGGCCUGAGGCCUCGUUCUUCGAGGUUUUGGAUCGGCACCGAGUUUCCCUGCUGGCCACCCUGAGGAGAGGCGUGCGGGAGCCCGCGGGCGGGGGGACACACCUGGCCUCCAGUUCUGAGGUUCUUGCAUCUAUAGAAAAUAUUAUCCAAGAUAUAAUAACAAGCUUGGCAAGAAACGAAGCACCUGCAUUCACAAUAGACAACAGAUCAAGCUGGGAAAAUAUAAAAUUUGAAGAUUCUGUCGGUCUUCAGAUGGUAUCCCACUGUACCACAAGGAAAAUCAAAAGUGAUUCACCAAAAUCAGUUAAAAAUUUUGCUCUAAUUCUUAAAAUAUUGUCCAUGAUUUAUAAAUUAGUACAGAGCAACACUUAUGCAACCAAAAGAGACAUAUAUUACACUGACAGCCAACUCUUUGGUAACCAGACCAUUGUGGACAACAUUAUCAAUGAUAUCUCUUGUAUGUUGAAAGUGCCAAGGAGGUGUUUACAUAUAUUAUCUACAUCAAAAGGUUUACUUGCUGGCAAUUUAAAGUAUAUCGAGGAAGAUGGCACCAAAGUGAGUUGUAGCUGUGCAACAGCCGUUGCUGUGCCAUCUAAUAUUCAAGGAAUUCGGAAUUUAAUUACAGAUGCAAAAUUUCUAUUAAUUGUGGAAAAAGAUGCGACAUUUCAACGACUCCUAGAUGACAACUUUUGCAGCAAAAUAUCUCCAUGCAUCAUGGUUACGGGAAAGGGAGUACCUGAUCUGAACACAAGACUUUUAGUCAAGAAGCUGUGGGAUACAUUUCACAUCCCCAUUUUCACUCUUGUAGAUGCUGACCCUCAUGGCAUAGAAAUAAUGUGCAUUUAUAAGUAUGGAUCUAUGUCUAUGUCUUUUGAAGCCCACAAUCUCACAGUUCCAGCUAUUAGAUGGCUUGGCCUCCUCCCUUCUGAUAUUAAAAGGUUAAACAUACCUAAAGAUACUUUAAUUCCAUUGACAAAACGGGACCAAAUGAAACUUGACAGUAUCCUGAAGAGACCUUAUGUUACUUGCCAACCAUUUUGGAGAAAAGAAAUGGACAUAAUGGCUGACUCUAAAAUGAAGGCAGAAAUUCAAGCCUUGACCUUCCUAUCAUCAGAUUAUCUUUCCAGAGUAUACUUACCUAACAAAUUAAAAUUUGGAGGAUGGAUAUAAAAAUAUAUCAGAAUAUAUCUUGAGAUUGCAAGAGGAUUCUCAUUUAUUUUUUUUCCAGUAGUAGAUACUGUUGUGAAAAAGACAUGUAUUCAUAACUCCAUAGAGGUAAAAUAAUUUUCCAUUAAUUUUUGCCAAAACAAAUGCUGUACUCUGAUUUUCUUUAGCUGGGUUUAUUUUAUCUUUCUUUGUAGAGACUGCUUUCUAUCCCAUGUUCUAGAGUAAAUUAUGAAAGAAUGUUAUUUUGAGCUUUAAACUUUAUUUGAAAAAAAUAUUUUCUACAUGCUAUCAAAGUCUACAAAAAUAUUUUACUUACUUUCUACAGUACAACUAAUGUUAAAGCAUGAAGUAUCUUAUUAGUAACAAAAAUAAUAAUAACCUAAAUUUGCGAGGUAGCAAAUGAAUUAUAGUGUCUGGCAGUUUCCUCUUCGGUACAUUUUCUUUUGCUUCAUAGUAUAGAGGUCAUACGUCAUUCAUUCACCUGUGAAAUUAGUACAUUUUAUGAGGAAUAAAUAUUUGG